CGCCGGCGCAUUUAGUUAAAUAAGGCUAUUCUAGUUAUAAGCGGUUGAACGUAUAUUGUCUGCGCUCUGGUAACAUACAUUGGCAGCUGGAUUCUGAAAGCCACAUCACAGCCACUGCAGCACCUGCCCACUCCAUCAUUGAUCACUGCAUACACCACCCACCAGCGCCAUGUCGGGGGAGGCGGCCGUCGAGGACGAGGGCACCGUCCAGCUGACGGUUAAGUGGAGUGGCCAGGAGCUGGACGUGCGCCUGCUGGCCACCGACACCGUGGCCGACCUGCGCGACGCGCUCUGUCUGCGCACGCGUGUGCUGCCGGCGCGCCAGAAGCUGCUGAACCUGAAGCUGGGCGGGCGGCCGGCGCCCGACUCGGCCGAGCUGGGCGCGCUGGGGCUGCGGCCGGGCGCGCGCAUCAUGAUGAUGGGCAGCCCGGAGGAGGCCAUUGCCGCCGCCAACGAGGUGCCCGAGGAGGCGGCCGGCGUGCUGGACGACUUCUUCGAGGAGGAGGGCGGCGAGGUGCCCAUCCACCUGCGGCCCGAGUACGUGGCCAAGGUGGAGAGGCGCGUGCGCGACUACAAAGUGGAGGUGAAGAACCCGCUGCGGGAGGGCAAGCGGCUGCUGGUGCUGGACAUUGACUACACGCUGUUCGAUCACCGCAGCGUGGCGGACAGCGGCAGCCAGCUGAUGCGACCGUACCUGCACGAGUUCCUGACGUCGGCCUACCGCGACUACGACAUUGUCAUCUGGUCGGCCACCUCCAUGCGGUGGAUUGAUGAGAAGAUGCGGCUGCUGGGCGUCAGCGCGCACCCCGACUACAAGAUCGCCUUCCACCUGGACAACUUGGCCAUGAUCACGGUGCAUUCGGAGCACUACGGAGUGACCGAGUGCAAGCCGCUGGCUGUGAUCUGGGGUAAGUUUCCGGACACGUCGGCGGCCAACACCAUCAUGUUCGACGACGUGCGUCACAACUUCCUGAUGAACCGGCAGAGCGGGCUGCGCAUCCGGCCGUUCCGGCAGGCGCACCAGAACCGCGACAAGGACGUGGAGCUGCUGCUGCUGGCGCGCUACCUGCGCUCGAUCGCGCGGCUCGAGGACUUCGGCGCGCUCCGGCACCGCGACUGGGAGCGCUACCUCGAGAGGCACCCGCCACCCGAGGACUGACGAGCGCGCGCCUAGAGGCGAGGCGGCUUGCGCUGGCGCAAGGCGCGCAGCCUCCGCACCGCUGAGCGGGCGUACUGGGUUGAGUGGGAAGUUCACGUGUGUGCGUUCACACCUGCUGCUCGCCUCUGUGCGACUGACGGGGUUGGGACGGAAGGCGAGCGGCACUUUUGUGGCGAGAUGUACGCCCUGCGUCUGUGCGGCGGACCGCGGCGUGAAGACAGGUCAGAUGGAACCUCACGCGGUCGAGGAGAAACUUUGCCUGCGAGAUUUUCUCCUCCCGGAAAAGCGUGCGUAUAGUUUCUGUGCUUUAAAAUGCUUCAAUCCUUGCGCGACAUGUGCAGUAUCAACGUCUACGCCGCAGCUGGCGACGUUAUAUAGAUGUGGUGCUGGCGAUCGGAAUGGCUACCAAAAAAACAUUGGAAAAUUGGAUGGUGACACGUGCUGUCAUGUGAUUUUUCAUCAGUUUCCAUUUGUUCCUAAAUUGAAAUGCCGGCCUGACUUUUGGAAAGAUAGCGAUCCGAAAUAAUUAUAUGGCGGAUGCGUGCGUUAUAGAGUCUCAGUAUGCCCAACGGCUGUCUGAACAUGUCUGUUCUAAUGCUCAUCAUUCUGUGAUUUCGGUGUGCAUCGCUUCAGUCACGCACAUACGUGCCUGGGAUGUGAACAUGUCCGCACUGCGCUCUCACUCGAACUCGUCACGUGCCCUGUGUCGUAAAUGACAUCACGUGACCUACAAUCGGACGACCGUCUCGCACGCUACACUAUGGUACUUCCAGCUCGCUUGUCGCCCGCGCUCUGCUGCUGCGCCGUCAGGAUGUCAGUGGUGGCAGCCGGCUGUGGAGGCGGCGGAGGUGGCCAGCCGCGCACGCGCAGCACGGCUGGGCGCCUGUCAGCACGCCGUGACCUGGCGCGUGCGCGCCGCGGGCCCUGUCCGGCACGGACUCGCGUAGGCCUGGAGCGUGCGUGGCCUGGGCCCUGUCCGGCACGGACGCGCGUGGACCUGGAGCGUGCGCGACGCGGGCCCUGUCCGGCACGGACGCGCGUGGACCUGGAGCCGAUCAGGGGCCUCGCGAUUCAUGCACAACGAGCUGGUAAUGUACAGUGUAUUGCACUUGCUUUGGUCUGUGUCGCGUGUCUGUGAAGAUGCGCACAGCACCUGCAGGUCUGGUGGUUAGACAAGUGGUGGUUGGUGACCUUCAUACAGCGGUGGACCUCAGUCGGUUGUGCCCGGGUGUGCAUGGUUGGUUGGUUGGCAGCCGGAUAUCGAUCAGGCGGCCGUGGUCGCCAUGGUUCUGUGGUCUAGUUGCGCGGUGCCGUCGAUGGACAGAGUUAUAAAACGGAAGUACAUCUUGACGCUAGCUGCAUGAUGCUAGAAUCGCUUUCUCGGGCGUUUUUUUUUUUUGCUUUUGGCUAUCAGAGCGGCAUUGGGGAGAACGCAGAUGGUACCGGACCAUUUCAUUGUGUUGACCGACAUGUGGUUUCGCUACAUGUUUUAAGCCCGCUUCAGCUCGCUGUUCGGUCGGAAACGCGCAUUCAUUUACCGCAUGUUAUACUGCUGCGCAUUAUGUUUUUGUACAUACGUUUCCAGAUUCGACGCGCACGAUGCUUUU
Messenger RNA from Pollicipes pollicipes, 2766 nucleotides. RefSeq names its product ubiquitin-like domain-containing CTD phosphatase 1. NCBI's taxonomy places the organism in Eukaryota, Metazoa, Arthropoda, Thecostraca, Pollicipedomorpha, Pollicipedidae. The transcript has 2 exons. Gene Ontology annotation, biological process: protein dephosphorylation; regulation of proteasome assembly. Gene Ontology annotation, cellular component: nucleus. The record is from RefSeq and is a predicted model, not a curated record. Gene Ontology annotation, molecular function: protein binding; protein serine/threonine phosphatase activity. Bases 170 to 1159 code for a protein of 329 amino acids.